Messenger RNA from Nothobranchius furzeri (turquoise killifish), 4015 nucleotides. Its product is annotated as monocarboxylate transporter 7. Gene Ontology annotation, biological process: transmembrane transport; monocarboxylic acid transport. NCBI's taxonomy places the organism in Eukaryota, Metazoa, Chordata, Actinopteri, Cyprinodontiformes, Nothobranchiidae. Gene Ontology annotation, cellular component: plasma membrane. The record is from RefSeq and is a predicted model, not a curated record. Gene Ontology annotation, molecular function: monocarboxylic acid transmembrane transporter activity.
UGUGCGCGCGCGCAUCCAAGUCAAAGCGUCCUAGCGGUCAACACCAGUGUUCAGUGACCGCGCAUUGAUGCGCGCGGCACUUCUUGGAGGGAUUAACGGCAGCGAGGACUGAAGAGGGGAUUACUUCCGUCCGAAAUUAGCUACACUCAGGUCAUGGAUCUGUGUGGAGCUAAGGUGACGCAGGUCCUGGGGCCCUGUGCGUACUCAGAGGCUCCUGAUGGAGGCUGGGGCUGGGUGGUCGCUGCAGCCUUUUUCAUCGUGGAGGUCUUCACUUAUGGCUUCAUCAAGAGCUUCGGCAUUUUCCUAGAGGAUGUGAUGGAUGAGUUUGAGGAGAGCAACAGUCGAGUCUCCUGGGUUGUCUCCAUCUGUGUGUUUGUCAUGACCUUCAACGGUCCUCUCUCCUCGGUGAUGACCAACCGUUUUGGCUUCCAGAUUGUUGUGAUGAUUGGAGGAUUGCUUAUUUCCACUGGAACGAUUGCCACCAGCUUUACAAGCUCUGUCAAUCAAAUGUACAUCACCUAUGGAUUAGUAGCAGGCCUUGGCUACUGUCUGACCUUCCUGCCCACCGUGACCAUCCUCUCUAAGUACUUCACCAGGAGGCGGUCUCUGGUCACAGCUGUGGCUUCAACUGGGGAGUCCUUUGCCAUGUUCGCCUUGGCCCCAGCAUUUUCUGCACUAAGAGAUCUCAUUGGCUGGCGGCACACCAUGGCAGUGAUUGGAGCGUUGCAAAGCAUCGUCAUCAUCUGCGGUGCUCUUCUUCGACCUAUCAUCAUUAAACCCAACGCGAGCCAAGACACAGAAACUGACACUUUGUCCUCCAAAAUGCUAAAAGCACUGGGGCCACAGGAGGAUGCAGAACAUGUAAUGUUGGAGAACUCCGUGACAAGAAAUAAGGAGCUAACAGCAGCGUCAGGAGUCCAGUCAGAUAAGGACAGCAGCACCACAGGGGGGCACACUUCUCCACACAAAGACCCAACAGAAUCCAGGUGUUUGGAAAGAAGCCAGGUUCAUGUUAAAGAAUUAGAGAAAACAGGCAGAGAUGCCGAGGAGCAGUUAGAGAAAGAUGGUGACCAAAAGCUAUCUGUAAAGAAUCCUCUGCUAGACUUCUCCAUCCUUCGAGAGUGCAGCUUCAUAUUCUACUCUCUGUUCGGACUGUUUGCCACUCUGGGCUUCUUUGCCCCUCAACUCUACAUCAUCAGGCUGAGCAUGAGUCGUGGCGUGAAGCGGGAACAAGCCACCUACAUGCUGCCCACCAUGGCCGUGGCUGAGAUCUUGGGCCGAUUCUCCAUCGGAUGGGUGCUGACAAGGAAGCCGUUCAGGAGGAGGAAGCUCCUGGUUCUUCUGGCGUGUGUCGUCAUCAUGACGAUGGAUCUGGUCCUGGACGUGGUUGCCCCUCUCAAACUGUGCAAGUCUCGGCCUAGGAGGGAGCCAUGGCUCUCUGAUGUCACACGGGCUUGCAGGCGGGCGUGUAGAUCCUCGGAGAGAAAGUGGAAAAAGGAUGGCCUACAGGUCUCCCGUGAGUUGUUCAGAGCAUCUCUGGUUGCUUAUCAGGAUGCAGUGAAGGCCGCCAGAAUGGCCUAUUUUGCAGACAUCAUUGAGACAAACUCCAAUAAUCCUAAGAUUCUCUACAAAACGCUAAACUCUGUUCUGGUGUAUCAGGAGCCUAGCUCCAUGUCUCCUACAGCUGCUGGAAACUCUGAAGCUUUUCACAAAUUCUUUGUUGAUAAAGUGUCGGGCAUUAGAGCAGUCAUUUCUGGUAACUCUGUUGACCCUGUUCCAGUUCAUCCACUACCACCCACCCUGAGCUCCCUCAAUACAGUUUCAUACUCUGAGCUGAGUAAGCUAGUUGCGAGACAGAAGCCAUCAGGCUCUCCACUUGACGUUCUGCCACCUCGUCUCUGGAAGGCUGCCUUUCCGUGCCUUGGCCCUUCACUUGGUCAGAUUAUCAAUGGGAGCCUCAGCACAGGUGUUGUCCCAGCUGCUUUGAAAGCAGCAGUUAUUCGGCCGACCCUGAAGAAACCUGGUGCUGAUGUCUCUGUGAUCGAAAAUUACAGGCCUAUCUCUACCCUGCCCUUUACAUCUAAACUGCUUGAGAAAGUCGUUUAUCAGCAGCUGGUCUCACAUUUAGCGGACUCUGAUCUGUUUGAGGUUUUCCAAUCAGGGUUCAGGUCUGGCCAUAGCACAGAGUCUGCUCUACUGAGGGUCCUAAAUGACAUCUAUCUAUCACUAGAUCAGGGUACAUCUGUGCUGCUUCUGUUGUUAGACCUAACAGCAGCCUUCGACACAGUUGACCACGUGAUUCUACUCGAUCGCUUGGAACGAUGGGUUGGGAUCAAAGGGUCAGCUCUGGAUUGGUUUAGAUCGUAUCUCCAAAACAGGACAUUCUGUGUUAAACUGGGUGAUGUUUUUUCUUCUUGGGAGGGGCUCCGCUGGGGGGUCCCGCAGGGGUCGAUCCUUGGUCCUCUUUUGUUUGCCAUUUAUCUGCUACCUCUGGGGUCAAUCUUUCGUAAACAUGGCCUAUCAUUCCAUCUGUAUGCUGACGAUUGCCAGAUUUACUCUCCAUUGUGUCAGGAGAAAGGUCACUCUAUCCAGUCCUUUGUGUCCUGUGUUAAUGAGGUGAGGUCUUGGCUAAUGUCCAACUAUCUACAUCUGAAUGAGGGAAAGACAGAGCUCAUUGUUUUUCACCCCAACAGCAGGAAUGUGGAUCGUUAUGCUGAUCUUGGCCCUCUUUCUCCAUACUCAAAACCAGUUGUUAUCAGUUUGGGGGUGAAACUUGAUGUAGGACUUAAAUUUGACGCUCACAUCAAUUCUGUGAUCCGGUCCAGUUUCUUUCACCUGAGACGCCUUGCUAAAAUCAAGCCUAUGCUGUCGAGAGCCCACCUGGAGCGGGUACUGCAUGCCUUUGUUAUUUCUCGACUUGACUACUGCAACUCUCUAUAUGCAGGGUUGUGUCAGUCAACACUGCAUCGCCUACAGGUUGUGCAGAACAGCGCUGCCAGGUUCCUGACUGGGACCAGGAAACGGGACCACAUCAGUCCGGUUCUGGCCUCUCUGCACUGGCUUCCGAUUUGCUAUCGCUCACAAUUCAAAAUCCUCGUCUUUGUUUAUCAUUUCUUCCAGGGUGGUGGUCCCCCCUAUCUAGCCACGCUCCUGAACAGACAUUCCCCAUCACGCACUCUGCGCUCCUCUGACCAAGGCCUGCUCGCUGUCCCUCGGUCUAGGUGUCGUACCCGUGGGGACCGGGCUUUCUCAGUCCUAGCACCGUCACUCUGGAACCAGUUGCCACCCUCAGUUAGGCUGUCCCCUUCUCUGCCAGUCUUUAAGAAUCACCUAAAAACACACCUCCUCCGCUUGGCGUUUCCAGAACAUGUUUGAUUUUGGCCCUCUUUUAUGUUGAAUCCAUUCCACAGUUUUCAUUGGUACACUCAAUCCAUCCACUCAAUCCAAAUGUGUUUCACACAUUUGUCCUUUACCAGAAUGUUUCAUCUAUCUUGUAAUUUCCAUUUUGUAUUUUGUAAUUUGUAUUUUGUAAUUUGAAUUUCUUUUAUUGUUGAUUUAUUCAAUAUAUUUACUUAACUGUACCAUGUUCAGCGCUUUGGGCUUCCUGACAGGGUUGCGGAAGGCGCUUUAUAAAUAAAGCUUUGAUUGAUUGAUUGAUUACUACCAUACCUGAUUACUAUACCAUACCUGAUUACUACCAGACCUGGUUACUAUACCAUUCAUGAUUACUACCAGACCUGAUUACUAUACCAUACCUGAUUACUACCUGACCUGAUUACCGACAACAUAAAAUAGGCUAAAAACCAGGAAAGACAACACGUCAUUCUCUUCUAUAACAAAAACCCCCAGAAGAACGAGGCAGGAUGCAAAAGAUUGCCCCAUGGGAAAGUUAUUUCCUUACUAUCUUUUUAAAAAUAUGAAAAGUGUAUCUUAAUAUUGAACCUCUCUGCACAUUCCCAUUGGACAUCAUAAAAUUGUUUCCACCCGACAGCUAAAAGAUAACUAAUCAUUGUUU